Messenger RNA from Orbicella faveolata, 2219 nucleotides. RefSeq lists its product as uncharacterized. NCBI's taxonomy places the organism in Eukaryota, Metazoa, Cnidaria, Anthozoa, Scleractinia, Merulinidae. The record is from RefSeq and is a predicted model, not a curated record.
GAAAGCGUUAUCUUUUUAACAUUGAAAGCUAACGGUGUAGAGAAUCGUCAUUGUCCAUAAAAUGAAUCGGUUAUUCGACUUUUAGCUUCGUUUAUUUCAAGUCUUGCAGACAAUUGAUCCCAACAGUGCAGGUGACGCAAAGUGUCGUCAGAAAUCACGUGACAAAUUCAGUUGCGGGAGAACAAAGAAAAUCAAAUUUUUCAACCACAUCUUAUGAUUAUGCGGCGCAGAAACGUUGAUUAGUCUAUUUAUUAGAAACACAAUCUCCAAGUCAGUUCAAAACCUGAAAUGUCGCAAGGCUCGGACAGGAUACGGCAUGACAAUACAACGUUGCAGAUAACUUCUUCGUUGAAGUUAUAAGGUAAGCAAAAAUUGACAGGCGGCGAUCAGUGCCAUAGGGGUAGUUAAGACGCCGCUAAAUUAACAAUGAAGAAUAUUCUAAAUGCUAAAAGUCUAAUCACUGGACGAAAAGGUUCAAGCUUAAAGAUACUUUCAGAUUGGAAAAGCCCUUGCACUUCUGAUUCUUCAUUGUGCUGAAAGUUAAUUGAACAUAAAAUUUAAAAAGCGAGAAAAUCAAAUGCGUGAAUUGCUGUUUUCUCAAUUCGGGGGUAAGUACGAAAUCGGACAGGUUCCUGAACAGCAGGUUGUCCUUUUCAUGUAAGACAUGAACUCUUUGAAUGAGGUCACAUGCCUGUCUCGAUAUUUUUUUCUUUUCUUAGCUUUCUGCUGGGGAGCGUUUAGAUCAUAUGAGUGCAACUGAGCAAGAUGAUACAGAUUUCAUCUCUUUAUCUACCGCUGACCACCAGGAAAUCGACAGCAUGCGCAGAAAGAGACUAAUUCCUUCACUCAAGCACAGCAUUCAGGCCAGAGUACGUAAAGUAGGUACUCUAAGGGGACUCCCGCGCUUGUUUCUCCUACGAAGGGCCUUUUGCUUCUACUGGGGCGUCAUCAUAUCGCUAUUUAUUUACUUGAAAUGGUACUAUCCGUUAUAUUUGACCAGCACGGUCAACCGAAACACUUUGGAAGACUUCGGAAGGGACUGGUGCCGAAUGCGCAACGCCAGAAUAGACUGGAAACGAAUUCGAGAACCGUGCGAAGGAAACACGGUCUACGACGAUAAUUUACCAGGAUGGAAUGUUGAAAACAGAACUAACUCGAGAAUGAGUUUUGUUAGAUCAAUGGAUAUUCGACCUGCUGGGCAAUUCAGCAAGCUUCAAAUUCAAACCCAGACCUCCGAUGGCGUUCCUAAAUCGGUCGGAGGGGACUACUGGAGAGUUUUUAUUUCGGGCCCUACAGGGCUUGCACCCACGAUAUUUGACCUUGGCAAUGGAAUAUACGAGAUUCUGUUCUUGAUUCUUGCUCCCGGGAACUACUGCGUGUCAGCGGUGUUGGAUCAUUCGCUUUGUGAUGGAAUGAAGGACCCCCCUGACUAUUGGUUUAUCUCGGGAAAUACCCAUGGAAGCAACCAGCCUCGGGGAAUUUUGGCGGGAAAGCAAGUGUACCUGAUGCAGCCUCUGUGGGGUGGUGACCCGUUUUGUUUUGACGUACCCGCGAGUCACGGGCCAAUGAGAAGAGACGAAUUUUUGAGUUAUGGAUUUGGAUACCCGUCGUACUGUGGAACAAGUUGUAAAUUUCUAUCGGAUGGCUUUGGUCAUUGGACUAANAUUAAUUCUCGGUUUAUUCUAAAAAAUUUCUUUCCUUUGAUUUCAGAGAGGUUAUUCAAGAAUUCACCGCGAGAUAAAAAGGGUACUCUCUGGAUUUACGGCGACUCACUGGCGCUGCGAUUUUACGAUUCUAUAUAUUACACGCCUCUUUGCGGCGAAAUCUUCAAAGUCUGCAAUCUCACGUACAGUUGGGUUUACAACAUGCUCGAGCCGGUGGAAAUAGAAAAAUACAAGAGAAACUAUCUUGAUUUCGAUCCUUCACGUGUGCUACAAGAACUCAGUGAGGUUCUUUAUCUCCCCGAAAUGGACGAGCACAGUGUUAUUAUUCUGAAUUGUGGAUUGCAUUACGUGUCCGCUUUGAAAUUUGCCACUUAUCAAAAACUUAUCGAUGAAAUCAUAAACUUGUUUAAAGAGACUUGGGUAAAUGAAGAUGGCGUGGUCGAACUGAAGUUUAAAGGAAAACUGAUUUGGAAAACUACAACGGCUAUUCACAGAGAGAGGUUUUUGUAUCACAAUCAUCCGAGCCCGCGGUUCUUGACUCUUCAGGUAAUGUGA